UAGAAAUCCAUCUCAAGCGCAGACCAAACCUCAUCGUACUACUACUCACCAGCCUGCUCAGCCCAGCCAGAAAAAGCCAACAUGCCUCCUCCAUACACCACCCACACCACCACCGCCGACCUCCUCACCGACUACGCUCCUCUCAUCAAGGAUAAAGUCAUUCUCACCACGGGCGUCUCCCCCAAUUCGUUGGGCGGCUUCUUUGUCGAACAGCUCGCCAAAGCCCGGCCCGCCUGCCUCAUUCUCGCAGCCCGCAACGCCGACCGACUCGCCCAAACCGCCUCCGCCCUGCAGGCCAGCCACCCGAACACCCCGAUUCGCACCCUGCAGGUUGACCUGGGCUCCCUCCAGAGCGUCCGCGACGCCGCAGCCCAGGUCAACAGCUGGGACGAUUUGCCCGCCAUCGAUGUCCUGGUCAACAACGCCGGCAUAAUGGCCGUGUCGGAGUACAGCCUAUCCCCGGACGGGUGGGAGGCGCAAUGGGCGACGAACCAUCUGGGCCCCUUCUUGUUCACCAACCUGCUCAUGCCGAAGAUUGUGGCCUCGGCGAGUCCCCGGGUAGUCGUGGUGAGUAGUGAUGGUCAUCGGUUGUGUCCGGUGCGGUUUGACGAUUACAAUUUCGACAAAGGGAAGACCUAUGAUCGCUGGCGUGCCUAUGGGCAGAGUAAAACGGCCAACAUGCUGUUCGCGAUCUCUCUGGCUACGAAGCUGGGGAUGAAGUAUAAGCUGCAGGCUUAUAGCUUGCAUCCGGGUGUUAUCUUCACCAAUUUGGGUAGAGAUGUGGAUUGGAAUGUGGGGAGGAAAGAGCUUCAAACUGUCGACCGAUCUCUGGGUAAUCGGGAAGGUUGGGCGGAGUUUAAUCUGAAGGAUCUUGCGAGAGGGGCUGCAACUCAUAUGUAUGCGGCCUUUGAUCCGAAUCUAAAAGCUACCAAUGGAGCCUACCUGAUUGAUUGCCAUGUAGCCGACCCUUUGGUUGAUACCGUCAAGCCAUGGGCCACCAGUAGCUUCGAAGCGGAGAGGCUCUGGAGACUGAGUGAGAAGUUGGUCGGCCAAGAAUUCCCGUACUGAGGGUGAGUCCGGACGUGAGCGAUAUGACAUGAGCGUGGUUCGAAUGAAUAAAUGCAAUUGCUACCUAAUGU
Molecule: messenger RNA, 1139 nt
Organism: Aspergillus saccharolyticus JOP 1030-1
Lineage: Eukaryota; Fungi; Ascomycota; Eurotiomycetes; Eurotiales; Aspergillaceae
Product: putative short-chain dehydrogenase
Exons: 3
Coding region: 82-1068 (328 amino acids)
Source: RefSeq, a predicted model, not a curated record